Sturnus vulgaris (Common starling) is the source of this 1500-nucleotide messenger RNA. NCBI's taxonomy places the organism in Eukaryota, Metazoa, Chordata, Aves, Passeriformes, Sturnidae. The record is from RefSeq and is a predicted model, not a curated record.
AUGCCCCAGGCCUCGGAGCACCGCCUGGGCCGCGCCAGGGACCCCGGAGCCGUGGUGACCGCACAGCCCCGGCCGGGCGCCCGCUUGCCCAGCGGCCACCGAGCGCUGAGCCAGGAGCGCCAUGCGGCCCCCAACGGGCUGUCCCCGGCCCCCAAACUGCGCCUGCUGCCCCCCCGGCCCCCGCCGCCCCCUGAAGACCCCCGCCCCAAGAAGCUGGAGCUGGAACGGGGCCGGGCGGCCAAACGGGGGGACCCCGCUCCCCGCGGGCCGGGGGGUCGCCGGGGGCCGGUGAAAGCCGAUCACGGUGUCAGGGUGCCCGGGGGAGCCCCGCAGGUGCCCGGCAGUGCCUCCUUCUCGCUGCCCAGCGCGGCCGAGCGGCGCCGGAGCAACUUGGCCCGCUCCAAAUCGACCCACCACACGCUGCUGCUGGGCUCGGGCCACGUCGGCCUCAGGAAUUUGGGCAACACGUGCUUCAUGAACGCGGUGCUGCAGUGCCUGAGCAGCACCAAACCUCUGCGGGACUACUGCCUGCGCCGGGACUUCCAGCAGGAGCAGCCCCCCGGCCCCCGCGCCCCCCAGGAGCUCACCGAAGCCUUCGCCGAUGUCAUCGCCGCCCUGUGGCACCCCGACUCCUCCGAGGCCGUCAACCCCGGGCGCUUCAAGGCCGUGUUCCAAAAAUACGUCCCCUCCUUCACAGGCUACAGCCAGCAGGACGCGCAGGAAUUCCUCAAGUUCUUCAUGGACCGGCUGCACGUGGAGAUCAACAGGAAGGGCCGGCGCACCCCCAGCAUCCUGUCGGACACGCGGAGACCCCCGGCCCUGGAGGACCCCGAAACGCUCAGCGACGACGAACGCGCCAACCAGAUGUGGAAACGCUACCUGGAGAGGGAGGACAGCAAGAUCGUGGAUCUCUUUGUGGGGCAGCUGAAGAGCUGCCUCAAGUGCCAGGCCUGCGGCUACCGCUCCACCACCUUCGAGGUGUUCUGCGACCUCUCGCUGCCCAUCCCAAAGAAAAGCUUUGCCGGGGGGAAAGUCUCGCUCCACGACUGCUUCAGCCUCUUCACCAAGGAGGAGGAGCUGGACUCAGAGAACGCCCCGGUGUGUGACAAGUGCCGGCAGCGGACGCGGAGCACCAAGAAGUUGACGAUCCAGCGCUUCCCACGCAUCCUGGUGCUCCACCUGAACCGGUUCUCCACCACUCGCUACUCCAUCAAGAAAUGCUCCGUCUUCGUGGACUUCCCGCUGCAGCAGCUCAACCUGCGGGAAUUCGCCAGCGAGAAGGCGGGCAGCCCCGUCUACAGCCUGUACGCGCUGUGCAACCACUCGGGCAGCGUCCACUACGGUCACUACACGGCCUUCUGUCGCGACCCGGCCGGCUGGCGCGUCUACAACGACUCCCGCGUCUCGCCCAUCAGCGAGAACCAGGUGCCGUCCAGCGAGGGCUACGUGCUGUUCUACGAGCUGGAGGAGCCCCCCGGCCGCAGACCCUGAGACCCCUCC